This is a messenger RNA of Elephantulus edwardii (Cape elephant shrew), 1377 nucleotides long. It is a transcript of the gene SMTNL2, whose product is annotated as smoothelin-like 2. The transcript has 8 exons. Bases 1 to 1377 code for a protein of 458 amino acids. Gene Ontology annotation, cellular component: microtubule organizing center; M band; I band. Lineage: Eukaryota; Metazoa; Chordata; Mammalia; Macroscelidea; Macroscelididae. Gene Ontology annotation, biological process: positive regulation of vasoconstriction; actin cytoskeleton organization. The record is from RefSeq and is a predicted model, not a curated record. Gene Ontology annotation, molecular function: tropomyosin binding; protein phosphatase 1 binding.
AUGGAGCCAGCCCCUGAGGCGGAGGAGGCGCGCACGGUGCGCGAGGCGCUGGGUCGCUACGAGGCGGCUCUGGAGGAUGCGGUGCGCGCGCUGCACGAGGACAUGCAAGGGCUGCAGCGCGGGGUGGAGCGGCGCGUGGCCGAGGCGCUGCGCCUGGCCGGCCCGCUGGCGCGCACCGUCGCCGACCUGCAGCGCGAUAACCAGAGGCUGCAGGCGCAGCUCGAGCGUUUGACGCGCCAGGUGGAGGCGCUGGGCUUGGCGGCCGGGCUGUCCCCCACGACCAGCACGCCUGGCACAUCCAGCCCUCCGCCCGCGCCCAGGGUCCCGGAUCGCGCGCCCCGUCUGGGCACCGCACGCUUCGCCAGCCACGCCACUUUCUCGCUGUCCGGCCGCAGCCAGAGUGUGGAUCAUGAUGAGUCCAGUGAGCUGGAGACAAGAAGGACCUCAGACUCAUGUGUUGUUGAGAAUGGGCACCCGCCAGGGGCAGGCUCAGGUGACGGAUCCCCUGAGGCUUUCCAAACCUUCUCGGCACCAGAGCCCCCCAAGCCUCGUCCUGUGAGCCUCUCAUUGCGGCUGCCCCACCAGCCGGUCACUGCCGUCACCCGUGUCUCUGAGAGGUUCUCUGGGGAAACCUCUGCUCUGUCACCCACAUCUGCUGCUGUCCUAGGGGGCUUCACUCCAAGCCCCAGUGAGACCACUACACCCUGGACCCCGAGCCCGAGCGAGAAGAAUUCUUCUUGCACGUGGUCAAUGUCCAAUUCUGGCCAUGGAGCGGUGACGUCAGGCAGGGGCAACAGCAGCCCGCCUCUGGUGACGCCGCCCCAGUCACCCCCAUCCCCACAGCCGCCAGCCACCACCCAGGUCCAUCGUCAAGGGGAGCGUCGCAGGGAGCUGGUGAGGUCGCAGACGCUGCCCCGCACCUCAGGUGCACAGGCGCGCAAGGCAUUGUUCGAGAAGUGGGAGCAGGAUACAGCCAGCAAGGGCAAAGGCGAGACGCGGGCGAAGCUGAAGCGCUCGCAGAGCUUCGGCGUGGCCAGCGCCAGCAGCAUCAAGCAGAUCCUGCUCGAGUGGUGCCGCAACAAGACUGUUGGCUACCAGCACGUGGACCUGCAGAACUUCUCCUCCAGCUGGAGUGAUGGCAUGGCCUUCUGUGCCCUGGUGCACUCCUUCUUCCCCGAUGCAUUUGACUACAACGCGCUGAGCCCCACACAGCGGCAGAAGAACUUCGAGCUGGCUUUCACCAUGGCUGAGAACCUGGCGAACUGUGACCGCCUCAUCGAGGUGGAAGAUAUGAUGGUGAUGGGCCGUAAGCCGGACCCCAUGUGUGUCUUCACCUACGUGCAGUCGCUGUACAACCACCUGCGUCGUUUUGAGUAA